AUGUCAAGUACAAUUCCACCAUUACCUCAUCCAGUUAGAGGUUCUUUAAAACUUCCAUUAUCAGUAAAAGAAUUUGAAAACAUUAAUAAUCCUGAGACAAUUUUAUCAUUAAUUGAAAUGGUAAAAUUAGAGGAAAUAAAAAAAUUUAUAAAUUGUAGUGAUGAAUUAGGUAAAAUAAUACAAAAAGAUAUUAAGAGAAGAUGGGAGAUUAGUGAACAACGGGCUAAGGAUAUUGAAGCAUAUUUAGAAGUUAAUAAACCAGAUCAAAAUACUAUUGAAGAUGAUAGAUUUGAUAUUUUUUGUGAUCUUUUAGAUAAAGCAUGUCAAGCAUUUGAAAUUUAUGAUGAACAUGAAAGUAGAGAAAUAGCUAGUGGAAAAAGACUUUAUUUGGAGUGUGAAUUAUUAGAAAUUAUUAAUAAGUCUUUUGAUACAAUUUAUAAAAAAAUGCAAACAUUAGAUGAAUUUAAAGAUGAUAGAGAUGGAGCUUUUAAUGAACGUGAUAUUAUACGUAUUGAUAUUCGAUCACUGGAUGUUCAAUAUUCUUUAAUUCAUGAAAGAUUUUUAAAAGCAUUCUUAGAAAUGGAAUGGUAA
This is a messenger RNA of Strongyloides ratti, 591 nucleotides long. RefSeq lists its product as hypothetical. Bases 1 to 591 code for a protein of 196 amino acids. The transcript has a single exon. NCBI's taxonomy places the organism in Eukaryota, Metazoa, Nematoda, Chromadorea, Rhabditida, Strongyloididae. The record is from RefSeq and is a predicted model, not a curated record.